Molecule: messenger RNA, 3369 nt
Organism: Cydia splendana
Lineage: Eukaryota; Metazoa; Arthropoda; Insecta; Lepidoptera; Tortricidae
Gene: muskelin
Product: muskelin
Exons: 15
Coding region: 74-2533 (819 amino acids)
Cellular component (GO): cytoplasm
Molecular function (GO): protein binding
Source: RefSeq, a predicted model, not a curated record
AAAUGUCAGGUGAUAAUAACAAGACUAUAUUUUAGCACACUUUAUUAAUAAGUUACUCAGAAAUUGCUUAAAAAUGGACGAUAAAUAUGAAACGGUGAAGCUAUGUUACACAAUACACAAAUACUCGAGCCAUUCGGCCAAUUAUAUACCAGAAAAUAUAAUGGUGAACAACCCAUCGGAUCAACUCUCGAGAUGGUUUACGGACAGCAACACGCCCUCACAGUAUAUUAUGUUGAAAAUAAAAGGGCCUGCUAUAGUGGAAACUAUCAAAUUCGGGAAAUACAUUAAAGCUCACGUCAGUGACCUGAAGAAAUUCCAAAUAUUAGGAGGCACAGAUGAACACAACUUGUCUGUGUUAUUAUCAGCAGGGCUCAAAAAAGACAGUGCGCCAGAGGUGUUCAGGCUCCGGCACAGAACUACAGAAGGCCUGUACUUGCCAGUGCAGUACCUGAAGAUAGUGCCGCUGCAGUCUUGGGGCCCAGCAUACAACUACACCAUCUGGUAUGUGGAGCUGCAGGGGAAGACGCAUGAAGAUCUGAUGGCCAGUGUGCUGGAUACUAUUAAUUUGCGCAAAGAGGAGGAAGCAGUACGAAUGCUCCUGAAACACUUACGCCGGCGCCGCUACAAGGACGCCUUCGAGGCGCUGUCGCGCGAGAGCGGCGUGCGGCUCGAGGGCGAGCUGCAAGCGCGGCUGUGGCACGCCCUCGUCGAGAACGGAGACUACAAGCUUGCGGAGGAUAUCCUGGACGAGGCGGUCACUGAAGGCGAAUUCGACUGGUACAUGUCGUGGCAGCCGUACACGCCGGUGUGGCGCGAGAUGUCAGGGUGCUCCGUGCAGGUGGAAGACCGCUUAUGCUGCGACACGCCGCCUCCACAGCGCUCCAACGAGCUGUCGUGCGCCGACCGCGAGCCACGACCGCUCGAUGCGGAGGUGCCCGUCAACGGCGAAUCAUCAGAAUGCGAUACCGCCUGCUGUACCAAACCCGGUCCGCGCGGCGGUCACCAACUAGUAGUGGACUCCACUACUGGCACACUAUACCUCUUCGGCGGCUGGAACGGGACGGAAGACCUCGACGACUUGUGGUCAUAUGACACGGAGACUGAGCGCUGGGCGCUCCUCUGCCGGCACAGCGGGCUCGAGAACGGGCCCUCGCCGCGCUCGUGCCACAAAAUGGUGUUCGACCCCGUGCACAGAAGAUUAUACACGCUGGGGAGGUACCUGGACAACGCUCAGCGAGUGCCCAGCAAUAUGAACAGCGACUUAUACAUGUACGACGUGCCCACCAGCCAGUGGUCGCUAGUAAUGGCCGACACAGCAGCAGCGGGCGGCCCUCGCCUCGUGUUCGACCACCAGAUGUGCAUCGACAGCGACACGCGCACCGUCUACGUCUUCGGCGGCAGAGUGCUGCCACACAACACAGAGGAAGCCGCAACACCGCAGUACUCCGGCCUAUACGCGUACUACCUAAACACGAACACCUGGCAGCUGUUACUCGCUGACAGGCACUCGCUGCCCGCGCCGCAGCCGCGCGUGUCGCACUCCAUGCUGUUCCACCCGGUACAACGGAAGCUGUACAUCUUCGCGGGGCAGCGCAACAAGGAGCACCUGCUGGACCUGUGGUGGUGGGACGUGGGCUCUGGUCGGUGUGGCGCGCUGUGCAGCGGCGCCGCCGCCUGCCCGCCGCCCGCCGCCGGCUUCACGCAGCGCGCCACGCUCGACCCCGACACCGACGAGCUCUUCGUGCUCUCGGGCAUGAGUAAAGAGAAAGACAAGCGCGUGUACAACACACUAUGGGUGUUCUCACUACGGCGUCUGACCUGGACGUGCGUGUACCGGAACGACAGUAUAGCGCCGCACGAGCCCCGACCGCGCUUCGCCCACCAGCUGGUCUACGACCCCGUGCGGAAGAUACACUACCUAUUCGGCGGCAACCCCGGCAACCAGAACAGUCUCCGCCUUCGGCUCGACGACCUCUGGGCCCUCCAUUUAAAACGAGCCUCCAUUGAGAAAGUCUCCAGAGAAGCCAAACUCGCUCUGAGAGAAGCAUGCUUCAGAGAGCUGGCGGCUACGCCUGGGAGGGACACCAUGGCGCUAAAGUAUUUGAGGAAGGAGCUACAUGAUGUAUUGGAUCAUAAUAAUCCUGAGGAGGUGGAGCGUUUCCACGCGCUCGCGACGGUGCUGUUCUCGGGCGGCGGCGGGGCGCGCGGCUCGGUGGCGCUCACGCCGCGCCGCGCGCGCACGCUGGCGCGCCGCCGCGCCAAACACGCCGCGCCGCCCGACCUCGCGCACGCGCUGCACGCGGUGCUAGGUGCCGACGACACGAUCCCCGAGCCCCCGACGCCGUACGAGGACGUGUCGCUGGAGGCGCCCGACACGUGGGACGUCGGCGAGGACGACGCCGACAGCGGCGCCGGCGACGCCGACUGGGCGGCGCGACACGCGCGAGUGCAGCUCUACGACAACCUGUGCAGAUACUUCCGGCCGAGCAAGGUGCCGCCACAGCAGGACAUAGCGGACCUGGUCGCACUGUGAGGUGAGGCACGCGAAAUGGCGAUGAUGAUGACACACGCUAGCAUAUAAAGGUGCUCACAAUGUCACACGCUAGGUCACAUGUCUAAAUUUUUUACCUUAUUUCAUUAAAUUAAGGUUGAGAAUUGUAUACAUAUUUAUGAUAUUCACUGGACACGAUUGGUUUGAAAAAUAAAAUAGUGACUAUAACAACUAAGAUUAGGUGCAAUUAACGAGUCAUAUAUCGAAUAUACGGCGGGAAAAACAAUUAAAAAUGUGUUUUAUGAAAAUUUAUUAAAUUUUGAAUGCAGUGUUAAAAUUAUUACCGAUAAAUAAUGAAUUUUGACUUAUAUAUAUUUGGAAAUUCAAAUAAAUAAAAUAAACAAUAUAAAACACAAAAAACUAGACGAGACCUCCAUACAAGAUACAUAUUUGAGUCGCUUAACUUCAAACUCGGGUAAAUCCAUCUGUCAGUUUAUGCGAUUUUGGUAUUAAGAAAAGGUAAUAGGGUAGAUAUUUGCUGAGAGGGUCGAAUGGAUUUACCCGAUUUUGAAGUUAAGCGACACAUUUAUCGUGAUUAUUUUUGUAUCUUGUAACGAUGGAACAUUGAAAAAUGAUUUUUUGGUUUCACAAGUAAUAUUUUUUUAAAGCGUUUUAUCGAUAAAAAUACUCGUCAAGAUUGUUUACUCUUUUUCUAAUGCUAAAAAGAACGAGAUACAGCGAAUUUGGCUUGGUCGGGUUGUGAACCUCCACUAAUACAUAUACAUAAGUUUUAAUGUGUUUGUUAUGUGUACUGCAUAUAUAUAGAUGCGAAAUCACACACAUUAGAGGGGCGAUAAGUUUUACUAUAUUGCCACAAA